AUGACCACUACACAAGCACCCUACCAAUCCGCCAACUUCGUGGAUUACAACCCAAACCCCAGUUCCACCACUCCCACUGGAACCAACGUCAACACCGCCGGUCCUCACAGCUCCAACAUCGCCAACUCACUCGACCCCCGCGUCGACAGCCAGACCGGCACCACCACCACCACCACCAAGACAACCAGGGAUAUUUCGGGGGCGGGUCCAGCGGGAGUCGCGCAUGGAUCCUCCACGGGGGCCGCUGGCAUGCCGGGACCCGGGAACGAUCGUGCGCAAUAUGACCCCGCUGUCUCGGGAUUCAACCCCUCCACUGGAUCCGGGUAUGCGAAGAGUAGCGGCGUCGGAUCCCAGCCUACGCCGUCGUCUGGUAGUUACAAUCGGCAGGACUAUCGCGCUGAAGGGCAGAGUCAAUCCGCGGCGAAGGGGGAGGAAGUGGGUCGGGGGGUGAAGUCGGCCAUUGCGGGAAUUCACGGUGCCGGAGAGUCGCUCCGAGGAGCACUGAAUGCGGCUGUCGACAAGGCAUUUGGCCAUGAAGAAGGGGCGGCGAGGAAUGAGGCGAUUGCGAACCGGGGCGAACAAGAGAUCCAGACGGGGAAUCUGUGUAGCCAGAGAGGGACCCGCUAA
Messenger RNA from Aspergillus clavatus NRRL 1, 627 nucleotides. It is a transcript of the gene dprC, whose product is annotated as protein dprC. Lineage: Eukaryota; Fungi; Ascomycota; Eurotiomycetes; Eurotiales; Aspergillaceae. The coding region runs from base 1 to 627 and encodes 208 amino acids. The record is from RefSeq and is a predicted model, not a curated record. The transcript is spliced from 2 exons.